AUGGAGGAAGACAGAGAUAUGCCCAAGAGGCCGUGGGAUACCUGUCGAGAGGUCCCAGUCAUCGAAGAUGAACAUACGCCCUGGAAACUAAUAAAGCUGCUGAAGUUAAUCUCAUUAUGUGUAGUCGCUGUGCUUGUCUUCGGAUUGGCGCUAUGUAGCAAGACUUCUUUCCUCCUCCUGAUCACCUUAUCCAAUGAAGGCACUAAGACCCUCCCAGCAGACCAGAAACCUGUCGCUCUGCUGUGUAUCGGCUGCUCUCUCAUCACUUCCAGUGUCCUUCUUUUCCUCAAAAGCUUCUGGAAAGCAUGCUACAAAACAUCAAAGCUGCCAAAUAAAGCAACUGCUGCCCUGGUUCUGUUCUUUGAGUUCCUGGUGUCUCUGGGUGCAGCAGUUCUCACCAUAGUGGCCAUGCCACACCUGGACAUUGUGACCAAUGUAACCAUACUGAACGGUGUAGGUGUCCUGUCUGCACUCCUGCAGGUGGUAGCCCAGUGCACUGCCAAAGAAAGAACCCGCCUUCUGCUGCCAUCCAUCACUGCCUUCAUCCUCAUUUUGCUUGGUUACAUCCUGUUCCUUGUCUUAUACAUUAUGAAGGAUCCAAAUUAUACCAAGAUGGCAAUUUGGGUCGGUCUAGCUGUUGGUGGGUCAUUCUUGGUGUCUUUCAACUGGUGGGAUAACUACUUCAGAUUGAUCAGUGAGAACAGUGGCUCUGUCUCCCUCAAGAUGCUUUGCAGAGACAUGACAAAGUGUCAGAACAUGCUGCACAUCCUCUCCAGCCUGCUCAGAAUCGUGGUGACUACCUGUGUGCUUGGUGCCUACGUCCCUCUGUCCAAGAUGGACUGGGGCAUAGUGACCUCCAUCCCGACUCGUGAGACAAGGAUUAUAGCCAUAAUCAUCGGGGUCCAGCUCAUCUCCUCAGCACUGUGCCACUGGUUUGCAGUUGCAGCCUGCAAGAUGCACGCCCUGCGACGAUGCUUCAUCCUGCCUCUGUACCUGGCUUCUCUGGCUGUGAUGGCUCUGCUGAUCAUCCCUGUUAUUGUUUACUAUCAGGACUACAGAAUAAGUCUGAACGGGACUGAAAGCAUCAACUUCACAGGCUACUGCACUGAAGUUGUGUAUGCAAGAAACCAAAGCCUGAAUGGCAAUGUGUUCCCACAUCUGGUUUUAGAUGUUACACACACUCUGUGCUUCCUGGACAUGUCCAGUAUAACUGACAUCGGCCUACUAUCAGGUUCAGCAGUGGCUUGGUGGCUGGGUCUUGUGUUGGCCACCCUCCACUUGUGGUACCUCAACGUGUAUCGUAUCCAGAGGACCCAGGACCUGUUCAUCAGGAGGCUAUAUGAAGGAACCUUUAUCGAGCAGUCCCUACUCUUCAACACCCGAUUUGACAUUCAGACCAAAGACAGAAUGAAGAGAGGCUAUGCAGCCUUUGAGCCAGUAAUGGUAUAUCUGUGUGCAACCAUGUGGCACGAGACCUACGAUGAGAUGAUUAAAAUCAUUAUUUCAAUCUUCAGACUGGACAAGUACAGACCAAAGAAAGAGCAAAAGGUCAAUGAUUUCACCUUCGAGGCUCAUAUCUACUUUGAUGACGCAUUCAAUGCUGUUGAAGGGCAUCACGGGUCUGAACUCAAUGAAUAUGCAAUAAACCUUGUGAAAAUCCUCACAGAAGUUUACGGCAUCUUCAUGAACAUUGAUGAGAAAUUCUUCAGAGAGCAGCAGCAGAUCCCUGAUCGGAAGAUCAUAAGGACGCCGUAUGGAGGUCGUCUUGUGGUCACCAUGCCUCAUGGCAACAUCAUUGUGGUCCACUUCAAGGACAAAGAGCUCAUCCGCCACAAGAAGAGGUGGUCUCAGGUCAUGUACCUUUACUAUCUUUUGGGCUGGAAGCUCAUGACCAAAUACUACAGACGUUGGCAGAAAGGAGAGGACGAGAAAGAACUGCAAGCAGAGGUCCAGAAAGAGAAGCACAACACCUACCUCCUUGCUUUGGACGGGGACACAGACUUCCAGCCGGCUGCUGUUAUGUUCCUCAUCGAUCGUCUGAAAAUGUACCCACGUGUUGGGGUAGCAUGUGGCAGGAUUCACCCCACUGGUUCAGGUCCUGCAGUAUGGUUUCAGAAGUUUGAGUAUGCCGUCAGCCACUGGCUACAGAAGACGGCGGAGCAUGUUAUUGGCUGCGUGCUAUGCAGCCCCGGCUGCUUCAGCUUGUUCAGAGCAGAGGCACUUAUGGACGACAAUGUGAUGAAGAGAUACUCUACCAAGUCCAUGGAGGCGAGCCACUACAUUCAGUAUGACCAAGGUGAGGACCGCUGGCUGUGUACGCUGCUGCUGAAGCAGGGAUGGAGAGUGGAGUACAAUGCAGCAUCUGAUGCCUACACUAAUGCCCCGGAGGACUUCAAAGAACUGUACAACCAGCGUCGACGUUGGGGACCGUCCACAAUGGCCAACGUUGUGGAUCUGCUGGGAGCCACCAGCCUGAUUUCCAAGAGGAACCAAUCCAUAUCCAAAGUCUUCAUGUUCUACCAGCUCUUUGCCAUGACAUCAGCUGUACUGUCGCCCGCGACCAUCUGCCUUUUGAUCGCAGGAAGUUUGGCUAUCAUCUUCAACAUCAAUUCGAGCAGCGCUCUGGUCCUGUCUGUGAUACCUCCUGCCAUCUACCUGGGUCUUUGCUUCAAGCUCAAAACAGACACUCAGAUCAUUAUUGCAGAAGUCAUGAGUGUCAUAUAUGCAUUUCUAAUGUUGGUGGUGUCAAUGUCCAUUAUAGGCUCAAUGGUGAAGGACAAAACCAUCUUGACACCCAGCAGCAUCUUCAUCGUGUCCAUGGCGAUCAUUUACAUCAUUACUGCGAUAAUGCAUCCACAGGAAUUUCUACUGUUGUUCCACGGCUUUCUCUACAUCAUCUGCAUACCCAGCUCCUACCUCCUGCUCACUAUUUACUCCAUGGUCAAUAUGAACAACGUGUCCUGGGGCACCAGGGAGACAAAGCCUGUCGCUGGAGCCGCCCCUCCUACAACCACCAAGCCACAAACAACAGCCCAGAAAGCCAAAAAUACCUUCAAACGUUUCUUCUCAUGGUCCAAAUGUUGUAAAAAAUCCAGCUGCAGAACUAAUGGAGAACAGCUCACUGUCAGCCAGGACAACCUGGUCCCAGAGCCCACACAGCCUGAACCUCAUCCCCAAAACACUAUUGUGGAGGACAUAAAGAUCUUUGAGGAAGACCAGAGGCAAGAGGAGCCUUCUUUCGAUUGUCCUGCCCAGUGUUGGGUCACAGACUUACAGACUUUGUCUGAUGACAUGCACCUGCAGGAGGACACACUCAGCCAGGAAGAGGAGGCAUUCUGGAAAGAGCUGCAGGAAAAGUACCUGAAACCUCUGCCUGAUGACAAAGAGAGACAGAAAAAAAUUGCCAGUGACCUGAGAGAGCUGAGAAACAAGAUAAACUUCGCCUUCUUCACCGUGAAUGCCAUGUGGCUGGUGGCGACCUUUACCCUCCAGAUCUUCAACAUGUCCUUGUCCAUCCAGAUCCCCAAAUUCGACCUCCAACUGCAAUACACCGGAGAAAACGUUGUGAUCGAUCCCAUUGCCUUCAUGUUCAUUCUGGGCUUCGCUAUGUCAGUUGUGAUUCAGUUCCUUGCCAUGCUGUACGAAAGAAUAUACACCCUGAUCCAUUAUGUAGCCUUUAUGGACACAGAGCCCAGAGAAUCAAAGCCUGAGAGCCAAGAUUCAUACCUACCAGGCAAAAAGGUCAAGUCUGUCUCCAACUCCAACUCCGACUCUGAGCCAGAAGACAGUAAUGAUGAGUUCCCCGCAGUGUUGUACAGACGUCACGGCAGUGGCACUUUGGUGUAAACAUAGACUUUCUGUGCACCACCCAAACUUUUUAGCAC
This is a messenger RNA of Thunnus maccoyii (southern bluefin tuna), 3884 nucleotides long. Its product is annotated as chitin synthase chs-2-like. Gene Ontology annotation, molecular function: chitin synthase activity. Gene Ontology annotation, cellular component: cell septum; cell periphery. The record is from RefSeq and is a predicted model, not a curated record. The coding region runs from base 1 to 3846 and encodes 1281 amino acids. NCBI's taxonomy places the organism in Eukaryota, Metazoa, Chordata, Actinopteri, Scombriformes, Scombridae. The transcript has 22 exons.